AUGGCUGCAACACCCGCUGCCGCCGUUCUGCUCCCGCGUCCGCUCACCCCAAGCUCCGGUGCUUCCACUUUCCCCCAUCGUGCCCGGGUGCCGCGCGGUCCCUCCUCCAUCUCGGUGCGGCCACUGAGGAGACGACGGUGCCAGUGGCGCGGCUCACUCCGAUCGCUGCCCCGCGAAGGAGCUCCGGCCGAGCUGAUGGAAGAGGACUCCAAGUUUGUGCCGUUGAACGCGGAUGAUCCCAUGUACGGCCCACCGGCGCUAUUGCUCAUCGGAUUUGAGAAAGGCGAAACUGUCACGAUUCAGGCCUUCCUGAAAGAGCUUGAAGGUGAAUUCCUCAAGGUGAUUCAUUGUACAGAGGAGAUGACAAAGCAAACCUUAUGGGAUGCCAUGCACACUGAGCAGCCUGAUUUGGAAGCUGUCAAGAUUGCAUCCAAUUCACAGAUUGCAGGAUCACUGCCGAGGAUAUGCAUAUUUUCUGGUCUGACUGGCGAGGAGAUGAUGAUGUUCAUCAAUGCCUUCCCAGAAACUGGGUUGGAACCAGCUGCUUUUGCUGCGCUUGUUCCUAACAGUGCAGAGAAGGUUCUCGGCGAGGUGAUUGAGGAAAUAAUGGGAGACCAUGAGAUGCUGGAAAGGAUUCCAAAUGAGAAAAAUCUGAAGUACACACACGUAAAGCAGAAUAACAUGGCCUAUGAAGAAAAUUCAAGCACUGUAUAA
Miscanthus lutarioriparius is the source of this 714-nucleotide messenger RNA. The record is from the annotation of a GenBank genome assembly. NCBI's taxonomy places the organism in Eukaryota, Viridiplantae, Streptophyta, Magnoliopsida, Poales, Poaceae.